Messenger RNA from Macrobrachium nipponense, 676 nucleotides. RefSeq names its product small nuclear ribonucleoprotein Sm D3-like. Gene Ontology annotation, biological process: RNA processing; spliceosomal snRNP assembly. The record is from RefSeq and is a predicted model, not a curated record. Gene Ontology annotation, cellular component: U12-type spliceosomal complex; precatalytic spliceosome; U4 snRNP. NCBI's taxonomy places the organism in Eukaryota, Metazoa, Arthropoda, Malacostraca, Decapoda, Palaemonidae. Gene Ontology annotation, molecular function: RNA binding.
AUGGAGUCAUGCACUGUCACUUACCGUAAUGGCCAGACAGCACGUUUGGAGAAUGUCUUCAUCAGAGGCUCAAAAAUCAGAUUUUUGAUCCUGCCAGACAUGUUGAAGAAUGCUCCAAUGUUCAAAAAUAUGACUGGUAAAAAGGGUGGAGCAGCAGGUAGUGGAAAGUCUGCUAUAUUACGAGCGCAGGCUGCAAGAGGUCGAGGAAGAGGUGGAAGAGGGGGACGUAACUGGGGUCCCAGUGGACCUAUGAGGCGUUAAGGGUUUGCAGAUGUUGAGGUCCUUUGAAAUUUUAAGUGUCCUGCUCUCCAGUUCAAACCUGUGUAAUGUUCGGAAUAAUCUCUAGUUGCAGGCAUUUGGACAUUAGGGGUGUGGUUGGACUUUUUAUAAUUUCUUAAGGAAAUCCCACCUAGGUUAUUGUGUUUUAUAUUUUCCAAGUAUGUUCCUUCUUAGGUAUGAUACUAGUUUCAAAAAUAAGUUAGCUUCAAUCUUGAUUUAUUUUCUGUGUUAGGAAUAAACAAUUAGUGGUCAAUAUUUUAAAUGGAUAGGAAGUGCUUCAUUCCAGGAAGAUGUAUCAGAUGUUAGUUUAUAUGGAAUUUAUACCUGAAUGCCAGUUGAUUUAAGUGUUGUAUUUUUAAGUGUAACUAUUUUCUGAAAAUGUACAAAAAUGUUUUGA